AUGCAGAGCGCCUUGCAAGAAGGGCCCCAUCCAGGAAAACGAGACUUCACGACGUUAAGGGCGACGAACGCCGUGAACCCUACCAGUCGCCUUACCAACCCUCCUGCUACAGUCAACUCUACCUUCUCUAACAACCAUCGGUUAGUUAUUAAGGACCCUAAAACAGGUAUAUCAUUUUUAAUAGAUUCAGGUUCUGAUGUUUCCAUUUUACCUAAAAUGACACGUAAUUAUGAUCAACAUAAUAAAACUUGUUUAUAUGCCGCUAAUAACACCCUGAUUCCCACGUUUGGUACAAAGUGUGUUACUGUCAGCUUGGGUUUAAAACGGAACUUCACCUGGCAUUUCGUAAUAGCUCAAACUGAUACUGCCAUUUUAGGAGCAGAUUUUCUACAUCAUUUUCGACUAUUAAUAGACCUUCAUGGGAAGAAAAUUAUUGAUACUAGCACUAACUUAUCUUAUCCUGGUAAACUUAAACUUUCCUCAUCUGACUCUGUAUCAACAAUUGACAAAAAUUGUAAAUAUUUUAAGCUACUCGAAGAAUAUUCCGCCAUUACAAAACUUUCGAAAACAGACUCUUAUAUUCCUCACCAAACUACACACAUCAUCCCUACAGAUGGUCCACCAGUAGUGUCCAAAGCUCGUCGUCUCCCUGCUGAUAAGCUUACCAUUGCCAAACAAGAAUUCCAAACUCUCUUAGACCAGGGAAUUUGCCGUCCUUCAAACAGUAGCUGGGCAAGUCCACUGCACUUGUUAAGAAAAAAUCAGGUUCCUGGCGACCUGUUGGCGAUUACCGUCGCUUAA
This is a messenger RNA of Sitophilus oryzae (rice weevil), 801 nucleotides long. RefSeq lists its product as uncharacterized. Lineage: Eukaryota; Metazoa; Arthropoda; Insecta; Coleoptera; Curculionidae. The record is from RefSeq and is a predicted model, not a curated record. The coding region runs from base 1 to 801 and encodes 266 amino acids. Gene Ontology annotation, molecular function: aspartic-type endopeptidase activity. The transcript has a single exon. Gene Ontology annotation, biological process: proteolysis.